This is a messenger RNA of Xenopus tropicalis (tropical clawed frog), 2395 nucleotides long. RefSeq lists its product as uncharacterized. The record is from RefSeq and is a predicted model, not a curated record. Gene Ontology annotation, cellular component: membrane. The coding region runs from base 554 to 1645 and encodes 363 amino acids. NCBI's taxonomy places the organism in Eukaryota, Metazoa, Chordata, Amphibia, Anura, Pipidae. The transcript is spliced from 8 exons.
CAGGAAAUUGACUCCUCUCAGUGUUACUGACUCACAGUUUUUGCUCAGAGAAUAAGCAUUACAUCAAGUCAGACCAUCCAACAACCAGCAAUGAAUCUACUCCUUAUGCUCUUUCUGCUAUGGACUUGCCAAGGAGGAAUCCAUAGCAAAGGAAAGAAGCCAUACUGUUCUAUCCAGAAUGAGUCGGUGCGAGUGAGGGAGGGGGACAGUGUCACUAUCCCGUGUUGGUUCAGUUACCCCAGGAAUCAGUGGGACAGCUCCAUCAGUCUGAGAGUCUAUUGGAGAGCAGCAAGAGAGCGCCCAUGUGGGAGCAAUCCUUUCAUUUAUAAUCACACAGAGAACUGGGUCCAUGGGGAUUACAGAGGGAGAAUCAGCCUGAAGAGAAACCCAAAGGAACAGAAUGUGGUGUCUCUCCGAAUCCAGGGGAUCAGGCGCUCGGAUGGGCCGAUGUUCUGCUGCCGCCUGGAACCAGAAGGCAAAACAUUAAAACCAUGGCAAAAUAUCCAGGGAACAUUCAUACAUUUUUCAGGUGAAUUCUCUGUAGAACAGGCAGAUGCAGUUCCUGCCAUUGAGGGAGAAACCGUCAUUAUCCCCUGUAUUGUUCAUUCUGCUCCUGGGGGGGAUACGGGAAGUAACAUGGCGCUGGGGGGACAAACACACAUGUAUUGAUAACCCUAACAUUAAGACAUGGACGGCAGAAAACAAAUCAGAGAAGGACAAAAAUUUCUCCCUGGUGGAUUUCCCUAGAGACGUCUCAUUACAGAUAGAAGGAGUCACCUUUUCCCAUGGGAAACAUUACUGCUGUCUGGUGCGAGUUGGAAAUAAAACUGCACAAAGUGUUCAUGGCACAGAGCUGGGAGUUGCAGCCUCGGAGCCCAGUGUUGGUUUCUUUGUUUCCCAGAGUCUGGAAGUCACAGCUCAGUCCGGAGGCUCAGCCUCCAUCAACUGCACCUUCUCUUAUCCUCCCCACAGAGCCCCCUUGUGGGUGGGAGUUUACUGGCGCGUGGGGAACCUCACAGGACCAUUUGCCUAUCACCCCUCCCAGGAGAUGGUCCAUCCUAUGUACAAGGGGAGGACAGAGCUGAGGGGGGAGGCAGAUCUCUAUAUAAGGAACGUGCAGGAGGCUGAUAAUAACACCUCAUAUUAUUGCUUCGUUAUACUCAGAUUUUGUGAGGACAGUAACAGCUUCACUACUGAGACCCUUUAUGGGACAGGGACCAGCCUACAUGUGACAGAAUCUGAGAAAGGAUGGGUGGUUCCAGUGGUAACUCUCAUUGCGCUCCUUGUCCUUCUCCUGGUUGGAACCUUGACCUACCUGAGGAUGAAAGGCAAAAUGUGUAUGAAUCCGAGCAAAGGCCAGGAAUUGAGUCUCCCACUCUCCCCUAAUGUUUCCAAUAAAUCCCAAACAAAUCCCCCUUGUGACCUUGGUACCGUGUAUCUGGAACAAGACAGAAAUCCACAAACCCAGAAUGGGCCAGAGGAGUCGUUGGGGGUUCUUUAUUCUCAGAUUAACCACAGGCCUCAUAGAAAGAAAGACAAAAAGGAGGAUGUAAGUGCCGAGAGCGAGGGCAGCCCGGCGGUACUAUACGCAGUCGUAGGAGCCACAGAACAUCAACCUGUUUAUGCAACUGUCCAAAAGAAAUAAAUCCUGUUGUGUUAUCCCCCUACAUAACAAAUGAGCAGUCGCAGGCCUCACAGCGCAGAAUUUCAUCUUUCUACUUCCACUUUGUGCUUCACCGGAAAUAGUUCCACCUCUCGGCUCCACAGAGAAGAGUGUAAGGACUCGGCGGAAUAUCUCUGGAUAAGGCAAAGCUGGUACAUAUGUUAUAACUACCUACAGCCGGAUAAUGGACUUUAACUGGGAAAUAAAACAAUUAAAUAAAUGUUACAAGGAAGGUCGAUGGAAAUGUUUCUCCUGUGAAGAUACUGAGAGCUAAGGAAUACUGCCAUGGGAAAACCUUUUUGUUACAAAACCCAUUAGUUAAUAGAGCUUCUCCAGCAGAAUCCUGCAUUGUAAUCUGUUUUUCCCAUGGGGCUAGCCAUAAUCUUCAUUUCCCAGGGUGCCCCAGGCAUGACUAAUGUAUCUAAAACAUUUAUAUGUACAUAUACAUGAUGUAUCUAUGAUAUUCCUCAAUAGGUAUAAUGUAUCUAGCUACCUGCGAAUGUGGGGCUCAAUAUGUAGGCAAGACGAUUCGGAAAGCUGGAACUUCGUUCCUUGAACAUCUAUCAUCUGCGGAAAGGAAGGAUUUUCAGUCGGCAAUAGCCAAACAUUUAGUUGAGAAACAUGAUAAUAGUGGGCGUGUAACAUUUCAGAUUAUAGUUAAACCCAAGAUGAAUACAGGUAUAGGAGCCGUUAUCCAGAAUGCUUGGGACCAAGGGUAUUCCGGAUAAGGGG